Molecule: messenger RNA, 953 nt
Organism: Xylona heveae TC161
Lineage: Eukaryota; Fungi; Ascomycota; Xylonomycetes; Xylonales; Xylonaceae
Product: armadillo/beta-catenin-like repeat-containing protein
Exons: 2
Coding region: 188-865 (225 amino acids)
Source: RefSeq, a predicted model, not a curated record
CGCAAUUCCCUUCUCAGACUUUCCCCUGAAAAGCUAUUAUUCUUGCUUUUUGUUUUUCUUAUAGUCUUUACAUUUAGACUCCACUUUACUUUUCUACUUUCCCUGUUAUCUUUUUUUUUAACACCAAAUCUUUUUUUUCCCCCAAGAAAAACAACCAGCAACCAUCAACCAACAACCAACGAUCAACAUGACAGACCCCGGUCUCAAUUCUCUCCUCAAAUGGGGCGUUGAACACUCCAAAGACACUCCCUCCUCUAACAGCAACAACAACACAACUUCCACCGGCGAUGCCGCACGGGGCAUCGACCCCCAAGCCCUCGCCCAGCUCCUCGGCGGCCCCUCCGACGCCGAUCUCAUGAAGGACGCCAUGGCCGCAAUCGUCUCUCCCAACGUCGAUCUCGAGAACAAGUUGAUCGCGUUUGACAACUACGAGCAAUUGAUCGAGACGAUAGACAAUGCGAACAAUCAGGAGCCGUUGGGUCUCUGGACCCCACUGCUCGGACAGCUGGAAAACGCUGAGCCCGAGAUGCGCAAAAUGGCUGCGUGGUGUGUCGGCACGGCGGUGCAGAAUAAUCCCAAAGCCCAGGAACGAGUGUUGAUACUAGGCGGGGUACCUACCCUCGUGCGCAUCGCGGUCGGGGAUGCCAACGAACAGGUUCGUCGAAAGGCAAUCUAUGCGCUGUCGUCGGCGGUCCGGAAUUACCAGCCCGCGCUGGACGAAGCGGGCAAGCAUCUCCCCGCGGAGAUUGUGGCCGCGGCGGAUGGUCCGGAGAAGAAGAAGUUGGAUGCGGCGGAUAUGGACCAGAUUGAUCGCGUCAUGCAGGCUCUGAGAGAGGCGUCACAAGCAAAACAGGCAUCAUCUUAGAUUUGUUUUCCUGUCUCGGUUUUGUACACCCUCUGUUCUCGGAUUUAAUCUUUGAAGACUAUCUUCUCUUUUUUUUUUAACCCGGGUG